UUUUCCAGACGAAGUGAUAAUGAUUCCGACGCGAAGCGGCAACAAGUGCCUACUGAUGCUAGAAGGCUACACGUACUCGCAGAUCAACGAGACCCCGCACUGGUGCUGCUCGUCCAAGUGGCGUGGCUGUAAGGCUCGUCUGAGACGCAACGGCGACGUCGUUCUGCGCAUACAUACCGAACACACGCACCCGCCUCCUAAAUAUGUAACGUCCAAUUCAUACCGACGGAGAAAGGCAAAUACAUUCUGGUGCUACGUGGAUACACGUACUCGCAGAUCGGCGGGCGUUUCUUCUACUGCUCGUCCAAACACAUGGGCUGCCGCGCCCGCGUGCGCCUCUCCAGCGGCAAGCUGGUGGCCUCCGGCGACAAGCACAACCACGUGCCACCGUCCCACGCACGCUGCGGCAAUGGCGCCUUCGUCCAACUGCGCCCCCGCGCGCUCCUCGCUCCGUCCUCCACUUCCACGGCCACCGCCACCUCCAGUCUCCUCGCCACAGCUGCUGCACUCCUUCCUUCCCCCCUCACGUCGUCCCGGGCAACCUCCCUCGCCCUUCCCUUGAACUUCCCCAGAAUACUCCCUAGAACCGACCUCUGGCUCCGACCCCCCAACCCUGAAGAAAAGAAAGAUCAAUAGAAUAAACAGAUCAAAUAAACAGUGAUACAUUUAUAAUGAGCAAUAAUUUAUGACUAUCCCGUGAGAUAUUAUAUAAGUCCAGUUAUACAUUAGGUAUAUGAAAUGAUUAUUAUUGAUAUAUUUAGACAUUAGCUAACUUUUAAUUGUUGAUCUCUAAUUAUCUCAAAAUCUAUGUAUAUUUCGAAAAUGUGUUAAGCUACGCUUAGUGAUACUUUUUACUCAAC
Cydia strobilella is the source of this 860-nucleotide messenger RNA. RefSeq lists its product as uncharacterized. Lineage: Eukaryota; Metazoa; Arthropoda; Insecta; Lepidoptera; Tortricidae. Bases 20 to 562 code for a protein of 180 amino acids. The record is from RefSeq and is a predicted model, not a curated record. The transcript has 2 exons.